This is a messenger RNA of Cricetulus griseus (Chinese hamster), 950 nucleotides long. Lineage: Eukaryota; Metazoa; Chordata; Mammalia; Rodentia; Cricetidae. The record is from RefSeq and is a predicted model, not a curated record.
UCAUUUUGUAGCGACGGACUACAGUUCCCAGCAAGCUGAGAGGCACGCUUCGCUAUUGGGCGUCGCUCUGCAAUUAGACUACAACUCCCAGAAAUCCGGUGGGCGGAGACUACCGGAGUAGAGCACUCACGUGCAAAGAAAGGUUGGGAAAGUUGACAAAGAAAGUUUCUGAGUCUUUCACUGGUGAGAUUUCUCACAUCUAACCAUGCGACUUUCGGCCCUGUUGGCCUUGGCAUCCAAAGCUACGCUCCCUCCCCACUACCGCUAUGGGAUGAGCCGUCCAGGCUCCCUAUCAGACAAGAGGAAGAAUCCUCCAUGGAGCAGGCGGCGCCCAGUGGUGGUAGAGCCCAUCUCUGAUGAAGACUGGCACCUAUUCUGUGGAGACAUGGUGGAGAUCUUAGAAGGCAAGGAUGCUGGAAAGCAAGGCAAAGUGGUCCAAGUUAUUCGGCAGCGGAACUGGGUUGUCUUGGAGGGGUUGAACACGCAUUUCCGCUAUAUUGGCAGAACCAAGGAUCACCGAGGGACCAUGAUCCCUAGUGAAGCCCCAUUACUUCAUCAUCAGGUCAAGCUAGUGGACCCUGUGGACAGGAAACCCACUGAGGUCCAGUGGAGAUUUACUGAGUCAGGAGAGCGGGUUCGCGUCUCUACAAGAUCUGGGAGAAUUAUCCCCAAACCUGAAUUUCCUAGAGCAGAUGGCAUUGUCCCUGAAAUAUGGACUGAUGGCCCCAAGGACACAUCAGUGGAAGAUGCUCUAAAAAAAACUUAUGUGCCCCGGCUAAAGACAUUAGAAGAAGAUGUGAUGGAGGCAAUGGGGAUCCAGGAGCCUCGAAAACACAAGAAGGUUUAUUGGUAUUGAGCCUGAGAGUGCUGGUUCUGCCUGCUCAGUCUUUACCUUGAGGGUGGAGGCUGCUCUUCCCCCAACACCAAUAAAGAGCCCUGAGUGCAGCUAC